AAGAAGUAAAAUUGAAAAUUAAUGGCGAUAUGUAAAAGUUUUGUGGCUCAAUAACAAGUUUUUAUAAAAGAAAUUAAAGCAAUUUAAUUCGAAAUAUUGUGGAAUAAUCGAUUUUGUCUAUUAGAAGGAAGUAAGUCACAUCAAUAAUAGCUAAAAAAUUUUAAGAUUAUGCAUCACAUUUCAACACUUUACAAUUCAUUUUAUAAAUUGGUUCUGCCUCUCAAAGCUAAGUAUAAUUACAUAUGUAUAUUUCAGCAGAAAAUUGAAUUGAAGUAUUACUAUUAAUUAGCAUUCGAAAACAUAAUUUAAUAGAUGAUUUACGUACAUUUAUGUAUAUUUUGAAACAAGAAAAAAAAUUUUAUAUAUAAAAAUGGGACGCACGAAAAACUUUAAUACUUUAAGUGCAAAUUACGAAAAAUCAAAUGCAGAUGAAAGUGAAAAUAUAGAUUUAUCACAAAAUGAUGAAGAUAAUGAAGAUGAAAGCAUUUUUCAAGAGCAAAGUCAAAAUAUUGAACAUGAGACAACAAAAAAUGCCAAAAGACAGAUUCUAAUAAAUUCAAUGCCUUCUGUAAAAAAAGGUGCAUGUGAAGAAGCAAUAAAAGAAGUUAAAAGAUCAAGAGGUCGACCACGAAAAAAUAUUGCGGAUACAGAAACGCAUAGAUCAUUUAGAAAAUCAUAUGUUGAAAAUGAUGACGACCUUUUAAAGUUUGAAAACGAAGUAUAUGAAAAUGAGGACAUUUUUAAUAUUCAAUUGGAAAAUAGUACACAGGAAACAAUUGAGAUAGCAAAUGCAGAUACAAUAAAGCAGCAAUUAAGGAAUACAAAUUUUGAAAUGGAAACAAAAACUUCGAGCGAGAGCGUUAUAACAAUUAGUUCAGAAGAAAAUAGUAAUUCUAAUCCAGUUUUAAAAACCUUUCACAGCAAUCCAAAUGUGGAGAGAAAUUUACCAUCCCCUGAAAUACUGCACGUUCAGUUUAAUCCGUCAUCUACUAAAACUUACAAAAAUAAACGUAAAUUUGUAAAUACAACACUCGAUAAUAGUACUACUACCAAAAAUAAUUUUUCUGAAUCAAAUAAAAUAGAUAAACCUGUAGAAAACGACAGUAUAGUUGAUAAAAAUAAAGUUCAAAUGGGGAAACCAUCGCCGAGUUUCGAAAUAAACCCGAAUUUUGUUCGAAAUACAAGAAAAAAAGUUCUAAAAUAUGAUGUUUGCGAUUUGUUAAAUAAAAAAAGUCACAAAAAAAUUCAAAUAGAAGCUAGAAUCGAUUCGAUGCCAGCAAAAUCUAAACUGAAUUCAUCCAAACUUUCUAGUACAAAUCCAAAUACCGAAACGGUCAAAAAUGAUUGCUUUGCGACGAAAGUAGUUCCGAAAAUAAACGAUUUACCAAGCAUUAUAAGAAAAUUUCCCCAAACCGAAAGUGAUUUUCCUCCAAAAGAUAUCAGUGGAAAUUUAUAUGGUAUGAUUAGAGAAAAACAAUCCCCACCAAAAUCUUUAAUUCAAAUUCAAGGUAAAAUUGUUGCUGACAACCGUUUGAGUGUCCCAAGAAAAAUAUCUAGUCAAGACGUUAGUGAUGAUCAGAAAAUGAUGAAAUCAUACAUAGCAGAAAGAAAAAAUGAAGGAGCAACAUUCGAUCAAAAUGAAGCACAUAAUAUCCUAACAAAGAGACGUCCGGGUAGACCAAAAAUUAAGAAGGAAAGCUUGAAUUUCAGUCCGGUUCCAGUUAAAACCAAAACUGACCAUACAUUGAAUGUAACAGAUUUCACAAUUGAUGCUGAAAUAUCUAAUAAAAAAGAUUUAGCAAAUGAAUUCGGAACUGCGAAUGAAAGUAAAAGUGAAGCCAAUAAUUUCCUCUUGGAACAAUCACCUACACAACAUUUAAAAAAUAUAAAUAUUAAUCCAACCUUCACACUCUCUAAGGAUGCUCAUUUAGAUAACAUAAUCAUAGGUAAAUCAAUGAAAAAUUUGGAAGUUGAUGUACCAAUCGCGUUUAAAAUAUGUGAAGGUACAUCAGAAAAAUUAAUACGUUAUGAAAUUGGUUUACCAAAGAAAUUUCAUAACUCUUACAAUCCAAUUAAGUUCGAAAAUAUUAUUCCCAAAGAUGAAAAACUUAAAACUAAAACAGAUAUUUUGAGGAAUUUUUCGGAAAAAUUAAUAGUUAGGGCAAAAGAAGCUGAACCGCAGGAGGAAACUAGUACUAAUAAUAAUGUAUGCGAAACAUUGAAGGCAAAUGAUUCGGCAACCAUGUGUACUUCUAAACAAAAUGAAAAUUUAAUAGGUAAAAAUAUGAAAGAGGUACGCGUUUUAAUUAAAAGUGUUGACAAUAUAAAACUAAAAAAGGCAGAACGUUGUAAUCGAUUUAUCGAAAAUGAACCUUGUGCUUCAAAUCUUUUGGAAGAAACUGAAGAAAGUUACAAAAAUAAUUUGAAUGUUCCUCCUGUAGGUAAAACAGAAACAGAAGCUAAUAAAGGGGAAAGUAUGGUUAGCUUUAAAGAAAAAAAUUGCAACACGGAAAAAUCUAAACAAUUGAAUAUUAAUGAAAAGAAAGACAAUUAUGAAAAACUUUCAAGGGAUGAAGUUUCACUAAAUAAAUUGAGCAAUUGCAAUGCUGAAGCAAAGAUUUUAGAAAAUGACUGCAAAGGUACAGUAGAAAGUUUAAGUGACUUAAAUGAAAAAUCACAGUCUGAGACAGAAGUUUUCUUCUUACCAGAGACUGCUUCAGAAGUUGUAUGUUUGGCAGAAAGUGCUUCAGAAGUAGUAUGUUUAACUGAAGCAGUUGUAGAAAUUGAAUCUUUAACAGAAACUGGUGAGAGUACGUUAAACAUAAUAGAAACAGAAAAAAUUGAAAAUAAUAUUCAGUUUUGCGAGAUAUCAAAUUUAUCAGUGGAAAAAUCUUUUCAAAAAAAUGAAGAUAAAGAAAAGGAUGAAAAAGUCUUACAACUAAGAGAAGCAAACGUUGAAAAUAAUCAAGCUAAUUUAAAAAGUAGCGAGGAAAUUCAUUUACCAAUUUCAACAAAAUCUGAAGAUUGCUUUAAUGAAAUUUCUCCAAUUUUAUUGGAAGUAUCUAACAAUGAAAAAAUAUCGGUAGAAAAAAAUAGGGAUGAAUUAACUUCAACUUUAGAGAAAAGUACAGUUCAGCUAAUCAAGCCAAAAGAAUCUAAAACAGGUAUGGACAUUUGGCUUGAAAAGGUUCAAAUGGAUUCUAAAUCAAAAGUUUUAACUGAUUCGACUAAAAAGAAAAGUGAUAAGAAUCAAAAACUAAAAUCAAAAGAAGAAAAUAAGUCUAAACAAGAAAAUAAAGCCAAAUAUGAUAGCCAGUUAAAAACUGAGUUAAUUUAUAAAGGAGAUCACAAAUCAAAAGAACAAGUAAACAAGGAACUUUAUAAAUCGUCGAAUGAUUCUAGGUCUAAAAAAGAGUUAAAAGAUAAAUUUGAAAACAAAUUAAAACUAAAUACUUCAAAAACAGAUUUUAAGGUUAAAGAAGAAAUCAAAACUAAAGAAAGUAAAGAAUUAGCUAAACAAGAUAGAAAAGGUAAAGAUAAAGAUGAACUAAAAAAUAGGAGUGAAACCAAAGUUGAAACAAAAAGCAAAUCAGAUUCUUUUACACAAAAACUAAUUUCUAAAUCAGACAAAGAGGAUUUAAGGCAGAAAAGUGAUAAAAAUAAUAAAAAUGAGAUAUAUAACAGUUUAAAAAACGAAACAUCUUUGAGAACCAUUGAUAUUUUCAAUUUUGCUGCAAAAGAUGAAAUGGCUCAAAAGGUGUACAACAAAAAGAAAAAGAAAACCGAAACAACUAUACCUGCUCAAGAUAAAACUUCAAAAACUGAUAUUGCUGAUUUGAAAUUUGAAAAUGAAAACGAUAUAAUGCAAAAAAAAUUUCUCGGAUUAGACAAGAGUCCGAAAAUUUUAAAAGAAAAGAAAAUUGAUAAAAGCAUAUUUAAUAAAGAUGAAGAUCUUGAAAAAAGUCUAGAAAGUGAUGUAAUCAAAAAUAAAAUCGAUGCAGCCGAAGAAAUUAAAAUAAAAGGACGCAAUAAAAGUGUAGAUGAAGAAGAAAGUGUUAGAUCCACGAAUUCUACGUCCGAUUUAAUUUUAAAAGAAGAAAAUAGCUCAGCAGUUGAAAAAGUUGCAGAUAUUAAUGGCGAACAGCAUUUGUCCAAGGAAAACUUAGAAGAAUGUACAGACUCAAAUAUAUUUACAACACAACCUCAUAACAAAGUUUUGAGGUGUGAUGUUAACUCAGAAGAAAACUUUAUUAAAAAUUUAGAGAAAGAAAUAAGUGAAUUUCCUGAGCAAACAUCUAAGAAAAUCGUUAAUAUUGAAGUUUCUAGUUUUGAAAAAGAAAAUAAAUCAUCUGAAACGUCCAAAGUUCAAGAUUAUAGUGGUAAAGAAAUUGAAAUGGAAACUGUCAAUCAAACUCCAAAAACAUUGGAAACUUCAAAGAAAUUACAAAUAGCUUUACAGGAAAAUCAAGAAACAAAUGAAUCAACCAAUGAGAUUUUAGAUCCUCUAAAAGAUAUUGAAAGUUUUUUAGAAGCUGCAGGAAAUCUUCUUAGCAGAUCACACUCAUCGGAUGAUGAAAAGGAAUCUAUAGGACGAAGAGGUAUUCGUAAUAAAACAUCUGACGAUAAAACAGUUUCUGAACAGGAUGAGAAUAAAAAAGAAACUAUAUGUGAUAUAGAAGAAAAAUUAAAAAGUAUUGAGGGUGACAAUGAAAAUACAGAAAUUUCGAACAAUCUUCAGAAUACGUCUAAGACUUGCGAAAACGAAAACCAAGAUUCCAAUGAGAAAAGUGUUCCACCCGAAUGUUUUGAGCAAAAGGAAAAUGAUAAUGAAAAAACUAAGUUAAUUUGCGAUUUGUCAAGUAUUAAUAUCAUCGAGAGUAAGGAAAACGUUAGUUCUUUACACUUAAAAUGCAAUAUUUUAACUCCAAUCAAAGCCUUGCAGAAAGAAAAGCGUGAAGAAUGGUUUGAUCAAAUAGAUUCAAGCAUUGACAAAGACUUAAACGAUGAAGUUUCUUUUAAUUCAAUGAUCAACUACAACGAAUCAACACCAAUUCACAAGAAAACAGGUGCUGGUCCUCGAACACCUCCUUUGCCUCCCCCACUGUCUGAUGAAGAAUUGGAUAGAAAUAAAAUGACAAACGACAAUAAAAAAGAAGCAAGUCAUUUUUAUGAACAAAAUAGUUUAGAACGCGACAUCGCAGAUAGUAUUAUUUCAACUUCUAUAAAAAUACCAAACUCAAUGAUAGCUUCUUUGCAUGAGUUAAAAUUUAUGGGUUCACCAAAAAAUCAAAACACUAUUUUAGAUGAACAGCUAAAAUUAAUUCAAAAUCAAAUAGAUAAAAAAUCAAAAAAGAAAAGUGAAAUUAGUCAAAAGGAUAGGGAAUUAAAAAAAUUUUUGAAAACUUUAAAGAAAAAUGAGCUUUCAAAAGACUGGAAAAAAACUUAUAAAGAACUUAAAAAAAUUAAGAAAAAGUCAGCGGAGGGCUUUGCGGUUUCCAAAUCCAGCUUGAAAUAUUCACCAGAGAAUGAUAGCAUUCUAUCGAAUGAAAAUUCUGCAAGUUUAACAUUUUCACAAAAGCUGAAAAAAUCAUCAGAUUUACAUGAUGAACACAAUUCGAAUAACUCAACAAUAAGGCGAUCCCAUCGUUUGAAAUCAAUUGCUAUGCAACAAAACCAGCAAAAUGCUAUAGGGCGAGGUGGUCUCGUAAGAAAUGAUUACGAAGAUUUAAUACGUGCAGAUUUAGCUCAAGUUCAAGCGCAAAACACAAAAUUUUUAAAGGCUAUGGAAAAUAGUCUUAAUCAAUUCAAACAAAUAAAAGAGAAUGAAUAUAAGUGUGAGCGUGUUAUUAGCAAAGAAGCUAAAAGAAUGAUGUGUGAUUGCUUUUUAACAAAAGAAGAGGAAGAACGUGGUGAGUAUGGUUGUGGGGAGGACUGUUUAAAUCGGUUACUUAUGAUAGAGUGUGGUCCUAAGUGCAAUGUUGGUGAUCGUUGCACUAAUAAACGUUUUCAAAGAGGUCAAUACGCACCUUGUCGUGUAUUUAUGACAGAAAAAAAAGGUUGUGGGAUAUUUGCUGAUGUAGAAAUUCCAGCAGGAGAAUUUAUAAUGGAAUAUGUUGGUGAAGUUGUUGAUAGCGAUCAAUUUGAAAAACGUGCGGCGGAGUAUUCUGCUUGUAAAAAUAAGCACUUCUAUUUUAUGUCGUUGAGAUCUAAUGCGAUAAUAGAUGCCACCUCAAGGGGAAAUAUUUCACGAUUUAUAAAUCAUUCAUGCGAUCCAAACGCAGAAACUCAAAAGUGGACUGUUAAUGGGGAAUUGCAUAUUGGAUUUUUCACAACUAGAACGGUUGCUCCCGGAGAAGAAAUCACAUUUGAUUACCAAUUUCAAAGAUAUGGAAAACAAGCUCAAAGAUGUUUUUGUGAAGCAGUAAAUUGCCGGGGGUGGAUUGGUGAGGAGCCUGACAGUGAUGAGGAAAUUGAAGAAGAUAUCGAGUUAGAUUUUAAAACUAAGGAAGAUUUAGAAAAAAUUUCAAAAGAUGUUCAAUCAUAUGCAAAUAAAGAUAAGCUUCAAAUAUUAGAGGAAGAAAAAGCUAAUAGUGAAAAAAAUUUGAGUGACAAAUUGAUUGAACCUGCCAAAACCAAGGCAAUAUUAACAGAUGAAGAAAUAAAAAUUAAACAGCAAGAAAGAGAGCAACGUAAAAAGGAUAAACAGAGAAAACGCGAAAUAAGAUUAGCACAACAAAAACACGAUUUCCUUGAAGAUCCGGAUUUGGAAGAUGAAAUAUACAGAUUAUCUAAAACUGGUCUCAAAAAUCAAGUUCAAACUCUACGUUUAAGUAGAUUAAUUGUGAGAGCGAAGUUAUUGCAAACUAGAAUUAAUCUUUUAGAAAUAUUAAGAGCAGGUGAAAUUCCUUGCAGAAGAUUAUUCUUAGAUUAUCAUGGUUUGAAACUCCUACAUGGAUGGAUGAAUGAAUCUGAAUCUAGAGACAGUAACCCAACAGAAGAUAACUUAAAAAUGCGGUUAGCGAUUUUAGAAACAUUAAACUGUUUACCAAUACCAAACAAAACCAUGUUAAAGGAAAGUAAAGUUUAUCAAAUAGUACAGAAUUGGACCCAAGAAAAGAUUAUCACAAUAUCACCAAUAGAUGGUUCUGCGAGCGAUAGUAAUAGUGGUCAUGCAAUUGCUGUCAAAGACAAACCUAGCGAAACUAUAUUAGAUCAAAAUGCAAAAGAAACUCAAUCUGAAAUUAAAAAUCUUGCUGUAAAGCUAAUAAAUGACUGGGAAGUUUUACCUGAAGUAUUUAGAAUUCCUCGGAAAGAAAGAGUUGAACAAAUGAAAGAACAUGAACGGGAAGCGGACAGACGAUAUGCCGCUUUAAAUGUUGCUGAAGACGAACGUGAUUUCAAAACAAGUCGAGAUAGAUACAAAAAAUCCCGAUGGGAUAGCAGUAUUAAGCAACGCUGGCCAAAUAAAGUAGAUAUUAAUAAAGAACGUCGCAAAAACGAUCAAGAGAAAUUAGACGAUGGACUAACAAAGGAACAACGGCGACAGGCAUUUGCAGCUAAAGUUGCGCAGGACGAAGCUGAAAAAUUAAAUGCAGAGAAACGUCGUAAUUUGGAGUAUGAAGCGAGGAGAGAAUUCGAGUUUAAGUGUAAAUUUUUUCUACUUGAUUGCACAAAAACGCAUCAUCGUGAUAUUCCUUUUUGUGUUGAUCAGAAAACUAAUACUUGGUACACUUUAGAUAAGCGAAAAAUUCCAACUCCUCCUAGUCAUAUACACAUCAAAAUUCCACCCAGAUUGAAAUCAACUAAUCCAUGUGAUUAUAAAAUGCCUAAAGUGGAUUUGCCACCUGGUUGGAAAUUUGCUAUUGAUCCACUUCACGGUCGAAUUUAUUAUUAUCAUGUAAAAAUACGGCGUCCACAAUGGGAACCACCGCCAAAAAUAUUCCCUUUGGUUAAUCCUGAUAAUACCACUAAUGCGACUAUAUCUGGAAGUAGCGUCACUAUUAAUACAAAUGAUAAUCACUAUUCAGGUUCUUCAAGCUCUGAUAGUGAAGGUUUUGAUGAAACGGAUGCUCUAUCAUUAUUGCGACAAGAAAGAGCAAUUAGCCCAAGAAAAGAAGAAGAUCGGGUUUAUAACCAAAAUGAAAUGCGGCGCUAUAAAGAAAAUAAAGAAAAAAUACGACGUCGAAAAGAAGAAAUUAAACGUCGUAAGGUUCGCCUUCUGUUAAAAACCGUUGACCAAGCUAGUGACGAUAUCAAUAUCAAUCAGUUAAAUGAAUCAGAUCCAUUACCUAUAGCCGAUUAUUUAAUUUCUUCUGAUGAAGAUGAUGAUACCAUAGUCGAAGAGCUAGAUUCAAAAUUAAUAGAAAAAAUUGUCAAAGGGGAAAGUAUUGUAGAUGAAUUAGAUGCUUUAAAAAUUAAGAAACCUUUAAAAAGACCGCUGCCGAUAAAAGAAAAGUCGAAUGGAAAUGGGGCCAGUAACUCUACUAGUAGUAAUAUUACUGCUGAAUUUAAGAAAAGAUCAAAAUUAGAAGAUAAAAAACAUAAAAAUUCCGAUGAAGUUAAAAAAUCCAAAACAUCUAAUAAAAACCAUCGAUAUUUUGCUAGAAAAGCUAAAGAAAAAUUUCGUUCGGAUAUAGCUGGUAUUAUUGUGCAACAUCUACAGCCUUACAGAAAAGAUAGCUGCCAAGUGGGUAAAAUAACAACCAAUGAAGAUUUCAAACACCUUGCUAGAAAGCUUACACAUUUUGUAAUGAUAAAAGAAUUGAAGCAUUGUGAUUCUACAGGACAAACUCUUAUUGUAACGGAUUCUGUUAAAAACAAAUCUCGAGAAUUCAUAAAAAAAUAUAUGGCUAAAUAUGGAGAAACAUACAUAAGACCGGAAACAGAUCCAGAAUAUAAAGAAAUUCCUUUGUAAGUUAAUUAUUCAUUACAUUAAAGAAUUACUUGUACAAAUAAUUAAAUAUUUUUCAUUAUUAAUAAUGUCUAUAAUGAAUUAUAUAAUAAGUUAAAAAAAUGUCAAAUUUAUCAAGAAGUUUGAAUAAUAUCAUUUAGUUAUAAAUUCUAUUUUAAAAAUUUAGUUCUUAGUUUAUUUCAUUGUCAUAAAAAUUUAAUGUAAAGUCGAACUUUAGAUUUUAUUGAAAAAAUCUAUUAUCGAAUUUUAGCAUACUUUUAAUAUUGUCGUUUUUUUAAUAUUUAAAUAAUUAAGGUAAAAUAACAAUUUAUUUAAUUUCGUUUUAUUAAGUGUACAAGCUUGAAAUCAGUUUUGAAAAGAUAAAUAGAAAUAAAAUAUGUAUAUGUAAAACGGCUGUGCUUUUUGCAUGAAUACAUACAUACAUACUUAAUAUAUAUCUAUCACAAGAAAUUUGUGAACUGUGUAUUUACAAUUUUAGUUACUUGUAAUAAAAAUUAACGGUGUAAGAAUCUAGAAAAUUGUUUCGUAUGUAAUCUUAAAAACAAAAAGCGAACCUAUUAAAAGUUGGUUAUACAUAUGUACUUUUUAUUUUUUUUUCUUAUAUUGAAUAAACGCAAAAAAUGUAUAUUGUUAGAGUUUAUUUUAAAUAAAAAUACGGAAAUUGAAACAGUA
Messenger RNA from Condylostylus longicornis, 9583 nucleotides. RefSeq names its product probable histone-lysine N-methyltransferase CG1716 (gene Set2). Gene Ontology annotation, cellular component: nucleus; chromosome. The transcript is spliced from 10 exons. The record is from RefSeq and is a predicted model, not a curated record. The coding region runs from base 371 to 8914 and encodes 2847 amino acids. NCBI's taxonomy places the organism in Eukaryota, Metazoa, Arthropoda, Insecta, Diptera, Dolichopodidae. Gene Ontology annotation, molecular function: histone H3K36 methyltransferase activity; protein binding. Gene Ontology annotation, biological process: regulation of DNA-templated transcription.